This is a messenger RNA of Anoplophora glabripennis (Asian longhorned beetle), 1083 nucleotides long. RefSeq lists its product as uncharacterized. NCBI's taxonomy places the organism in Eukaryota, Metazoa, Arthropoda, Insecta, Coleoptera, Cerambycidae. Bases 21 to 986 code for a protein of 321 amino acids. Gene Ontology annotation, molecular function: protein binding. The record is from RefSeq and is a predicted model, not a curated record. The transcript is spliced from 4 exons.
UUUAGAUUACUCGAAGGAUUAUGUCAGUGACAAUGGAUUUCAAAUACGGUGUCAUCGUGUUGCUUGCCCUCUGCGCUUUGGCCUCCAAGGGACAGGCACAGGAAUGUGUGGCCCAAAGCGUGGUAAAUAUGACCUUGACUGCCCACCACCUUCUUACCUGGGCCGUUAGCGAAGAUGAAGUAUGCGAUGUCCACCAGUUCUUGGUGUACAUCUACGAGCAAGACCGUCCCAUCGAGUACAGCUUCGAAGUAGCUGAACCCUGGGUAGAUGUCUCCUUCUUGGAAGUAUGCCACGAGUGGAUUUUCGUGGUGGUACCCAUAUCAGAACAUACCAGAGGACGCGAACAUCGUCUGUUUGGCAGCAUACCGCUUCCUGCAGAUGCGGAUCUUGACAUCGAGUACAUCAACAUCACUCGCAACGGAGUGACUGGAGAUCUUCACCUCAGUUGGGACCUAGCCGACCGUCGCUACGGAAGCUGUUCCCUCAGGUACAGACUGACCAUAGAAGAAGACGGGGAUGAAGAAAUCCACGACCUUUACUUGAGCGAGAGGUCCGUCAAUUUGCAUUUCUUGUCGCCUUGCACCUCUUACCAGUUCGGUGUCAGGGCCAUCAACAUAGCCCAUCCCACCAUAGAAGGACCUAUAAGGACGGAAUUCGGUACUAUUCCUGGUGCUGUGCAAAUCUCUCCUCACUUGGACAAUCUUGACUUGGGCGUUUUUGGAUUUAAGAUGACGUGGGAACUAGAAAGCGUCGUGAGGAAUAAAUGCGCGGUCAAAGAGCUCUUGAUCAAUGGAGGAGACUUCUUCCAAAAGAUCGUACACCUAGAGGACGACGGCAUAAGAGGACCUAUAGAAGUUGAAAUCGAUAAUUUGAAAGAAAACAGCUUGUAUUACUUUCGCGCUUAUGUCCUGAACAGCGCAGGAUGGUCUGCACCAACAGUGGUUGCUGUUCACACCUUGAAUGUAGAACCGGAUAACAAGGUGUGAUGCGGAGAUGUGUUUUGAAGACAUUUCUUAUACCAGAAUUUACUGUAUUGUUUAAAUAUAUUAUUUGUUCUCAAACUAAAUAGUUAAAAUUAUGCAA